Molecule: messenger RNA, 1263 nt
Organism: Erythranthe guttata (spotted monkey flower)
Lineage: Eukaryota; Viridiplantae; Streptophyta; Magnoliopsida; Lamiales; Phrymaceae
Molecular function (GO): metal ion binding
Source: RefSeq, a predicted model, not a curated record
UCCCUCCACUUUAUAUCCAGAUUUAAUGGCCGCUGAAGAAUUAAGAACCUUUCUCCAAAGCCCCCUUCUCCACAUUUUACCUCAUCUCCAUUCUUCCAACUAAACAUAGAGAGAGAGAGAGAGAGAGAGAGAGAGAGAGAGAGAGAGAGAGAGAGAGAGAGAGAAUGAAAUCCAUAGAGCUGUUUUGUGCAUCUCCAGCUGCAACAGCCAUAUGCUCAAGCAUGGAUCACCGAGCAAUAACCCGGCCCGGCUCAAAGCCGACCCAUCGUCUCGGCUCGGAAACCCCAAGAACCAGCAGCAGCAGCCGAACUACAUGCUUAUCUCAGCUCCCAUUCGACCCAGCUUCCUCAAAGCCGACCAGAAACAAGCAAGCCGAUCAAAUCUCACGCAGAAAAAGCUCUGCUGACGUGGACGAUCUAGCUAACCCUAGAAUCUCCUCGAGAUCGUACCUACUGAGUCAACACGACAAACCUUUCUUGCUGGAUAAUCAUCAGCAUGCAGUAAAAGAUUCUUCUGAAAGAUCCCUUGUGGUUUCUAGCCAUCCCUUGAUUAGGGAUGAUUAUAAUAACUACAAGCGCGUCAACUCGGAUCGAUACCCGGUAUUCAGAUCCUUGUCGACUCGGGCCUAUCAGAACCCGGUUUUCGAACCGACUUACUCGUUAAAGGGAUCCGAACUAAUUGCUCAGCCUCAGAAGAAUAUUCCACCAACUGGAAGAAUCUUGACUGAUCCUGUGGUCAACGAUCUCAAAUCUUCUUCAGCUCGUACUCCAAAUCGUCAGGUUGUUGAGUUGAGGGUUUCAAUUCAUUGCAAGGGUUGUGAAGGGAAGUUGAGGAAACAUAUUUCAAGAAUGGAAGGAGUGACGUCAUUCAGCAUAGAUUUGGAAAGCAAGAAAGUAAGAGUAAUAGGGGAUGUGACGCCAUUAGGUGUACUAACAAGCAUUUCCAAGGUCAAGAGUGCACAAUUUUGGCCUUCACCUGUUUCUUCUUCUUCAUCCAAUUCAUCUUCUUCUCCAAGAGUUAGCCUCACUAGAUAAAAUUAAUUAUAUUUAAUUUUGUAUUAGGGUUUUAUUUUAUAUAUUUAUUAUUAUAUAUAUGUUUUCACAAUCAUCUAUUUUAAUUUCUUGUACGUUACUAGAAUAAAUGGCCCGUGUUAAUUUAUUUGAUUUUAUUCGUGUUGUGUGUAUUAAGUAUUUAUUUUACGUGUGUACAUGUAAAUAUACAUACUUCUUUAAUAAUGAAUUACAUAUGACUAUUAUUGAGGUA